AUGACGAUGUCAAGACUCAAUGCAGCGCGGAUUCCGGCUCGUGGACAACAUCUUUUUGGCUCGUUUUUUAUGCUUCGUGACAUUCUUCUCUUCAUAUUCGAGCACUGUAGUCCAUAUGAUCUCGUGCAGCUCAACGCGUCUUGCCGAACGUUCCGAGGCUUGAUUCGCGACCAACCGCACCUCUGGGACCGUGCUUUUUAUAAUAUGGCGCGAGGAGACUCUCCUGCAUUGCCUCCGUGUCCUGUCAUUCGAUCUGCCGGCUACUCUAUCCCUGCCUACAUUUCUUGGAUCUUCGGUGGCGGCCCGUGUUCAGUUCGGGAAUGUGAAAAGUUCUCCAACUCCCUACCAUUUGACUUCGUAUGGGGAUUUCGUGCUUGUUCGCCGGAUUGCAGAGACAAAUUGACAUCCGAAGAAUACCUUUACUACGACUGGAAUUGCAACUUUCGCUCUCUCGGAAUGUUUGCCCACCUGCCUCGAACCAUGGUCUUCUAUGAUGGGAUGACAAUCGACCUCUAUCCGAAGAAAGCUAUCAUAACUUCUGGUGUAAGUCUCGCUCGAGGCACUCGGCCGACGCGAAGACCACUGCAAACCCCAGUUACUGGUCAAGACCGUCAGCGACUUGACAAGAAUGCGUCUGGGCUGAAGAACUGGAAAGUCAAGUAUUUGGUUGAGAAGGAGGCGGUGACGCAAGCAAAUAUGAAGUUUAUUCUCAAACAAGCAGAUGAAAACCUCGAGAAAGCGAAAGAGCUGCUUCAGUACAAGGCUGUCAGGGCAGCCGUGGCCGUCUUCUCUCGUGAUCUUCAGCUCUUGACCGAAUGUGUUUGGACGUUGCUAGGCAUCCCAGCUGAGUUGAAGGCUUCUCCCGGUCCCAUCGCGGUACUACCAAGCAAACAACGGUGUGGUGACUGCCCAGACUUGGAUCGCCUGUUUACUCCGGAAGCACUUGAAAGUCAUCAGCUGCGCAGACAUCCCCAUCGUAUAGUGCAACAGCCUUGUGUUGACUGUCCAAGUACUUCAAGUUCUUACACGUUCACCCCGAUUGCACUCGGAACACAUUACUUGGGCAAUAAACUUGAAUUGCCGGCCCAAAAUCUGCAGCGUUGUGGUGAUUGCCCCUCCUAUCGCCAGCGCCUGUUCACUCCGGAGGCCCUCGAAGCUCAUCAGGCCAUCAAACAUUUCCACCCCGCAGUGAAGCAGCUUUGCAAUGACUGUCCAGCAAGUUCUCGCAGGUUCACCCAGUCUGCACUUCGACUUCAUCGCGAAGCCAAGCAUCCCGCUUGA
Mycena indigotica is the source of this 1281-nucleotide messenger RNA. RefSeq lists its product as uncharacterized. Lineage: Eukaryota; Fungi; Basidiomycota; Agaricomycetes; Agaricales; Mycenaceae. The record is from RefSeq and is a predicted model, not a curated record. The coding region runs from base 1 to 1281 and encodes 426 amino acids. Gene Ontology annotation, molecular function: protein binding. The transcript is spliced from 14 exons.